This is a messenger RNA of Prunus armeniaca (apricot), 432 nucleotides long. The record is from the annotation of a GenBank genome assembly. NCBI's taxonomy places the organism in Eukaryota, Viridiplantae, Streptophyta, Magnoliopsida, Rosales, Rosaceae.
AUGACACAUACACUAAGUGCAUUUGCUUCCUCUCUCUUCUGCUUUCAUCAUCUCAAAAUUGACGGUAUUCUCGGUCUUAUCACAAUCCGGUUGAAAGAUGAUAACUUCUUGAAGUGGCGAUAUCAACUUGAGUCUGUUCUGGACGGCUACGAUCUCUUUGGCCAUUUUGAUGGCUCAAACAUUGCACCUCCAAAAUUCGCAAUUUUGGAUGAGGAAGGUGUCACCUCUGAACUCACUGCAGCCUACAAGGACUGGAUGCAGGUCGACAAAGCACUUCUUAGCGUGUUGAUCGCCACGCUUUCUGAUGAUGCGCUCGAAUAUGUCAUCGGUUGCAAGACGGUGCAUGAUGCGUGGAUGAAUUUGACGGAUCAUUAUGCCACCGUCUCUCGUGCUCGUAUCAAUCAUCUCAAAACCGAGCUUCAGACUGCGUAG